GGUCCUUGUCGUGAAUUGGCGUUCCCAAGUUUUCUUUUCUUUGCCGACAAGCGCCUGAUGAACCACACCAUAAAAACUUUAAAAGUUCGCGAUCUGGAUGAGUGUGAGUUGAGGUGUUACUACGAGCACAAUUGUGUCAGCCUUAAUUUUGAAAACAAAAUGGUUGGAAAUGGAAAAUACAGCUGUGAAUUGAACAAUUCUACACACGGAGAACACGACAAAGACUUUGUGGAGGCACCAAAUUUCCUUUACCGAGGAACAAACGUAAGAUCAUUAAAUUUUAAUGUUAUCCAGUCUCCGAGUCUAUUACUACCAUAACCCAACGCCUCGUCCAAAGGAAAAUGGCUGGAUCUCAGGCUUUGGGCUGGGCUGUGUUGCAAUAUUCAAAAAUUGAGUAGAUAGUUUCUGUUUGUGAUAACUGCAAGAGAUGAUGCGAAUAUUAUGGAAUUUGACGCGCUGAGGGCAAAUGACAUCACUUAUGAUGGACGCCAUAUUGGCCUUCAUAUUAGAUGUCACUGAAAAUUCAGAUUUAUCGCAAUGGAGUAAGCGCUAACCAUCUUUAUUCUGAACCCUCCCUAAAUCGAACAUCUACACUAGGUCAGCCAGCCAUUUUCACUUACUCUCUAAAAAGCGAGUUUUUCUCCUAGACGGUUUUGUUUCAACUGUAGUCGUUUUAGAGAAAGUUGACUUUAUAAUUAUUUUAAGAUCGAGAAUUUUUAAUUACCUUUUAAACUGGAAGCGCCACCCAAAAGAAAGCGUCAUUUGCUGCGUAAGUAACAUGAACAAUUCAAUUUAACUUGUUUAACACCUCAAAACAACGCUCACUGUAUGUAAGACGGACUAAUCCUUAAAAACGACGCUUAGAGGUUGUCUCUGCCAAAAUUUUUAUCAUUUUCGUUGAAUCAUGAUGAGGAGGAAACCUCUCGCAAGGAUGUAGAAAGGCUCAGAAACAUAAAGCAAUUCUCUUUUCCAUAAUCUUUUCCCCAGAAUCCUUGUGGUAGUUCUCCAUGCCAAAAUAACGGAACUUGUCAAUCAGGAUUUACCAAGAAAGGAUAUCACUGCUUGUGUUGUGGAUGGACAGGUGCAAGAUGCCAAGAUGGUAGGUCUGAAAAAUGGGCUAAGUGAACGCCGUAGUCAUGAAACCACGCAGGCUGUACCGCGUUUAAUUAAAAGGGGAAAACUGCAAGUGAGAACAUUAAUUUGAAAAAAAGUAUAUCCGCUGUAAUAUUAGCCCUAUCAUUAUCGAAAAAACCAUCACAAGUGCAUCAAGCGGAGGACCUUCCAGACGGAAAAAUGAAACUGCUUUCCGGCUCCCGCAUUUUCGGAAGCUCACGCAUAGAUGAAAGAAUAUUCCCUUUACUUUAGAGUGGAUUUGCAACACGUUGCCCUUUACUCUCACCUCCGUUUGGCCUACAAUUCUUGAUCUCAGUUGUUAUUUUGCGCUAAUUAGUGAGUUACAUUUAUCAGGGUUUUUAAGUCAAAUUUUCGGUGGACUGGCAAGUUCUCGUCUAAAUGAAGACAUUGUGAUUCUGACAGCUAAGUUACUCUUAUAUAACUUAAGCUGCCAGUUCCACUGUCCAGAUAUCGUGCAGAUAUUUCCGGCGAUUGCUUUCCAAAGUAACUGAAUGAUUCUUGUAAUAAUCACCUAGAUAUUGACGAAUGUGAUGAAAAAAGUCACAAGUGUAGCAGGAACGCAAAUUGUACAAACACAAAGGGAUCUUACAGAUGCAAAUGCAAGACUGGUUUCCAUGGAGAUGGAUAUAAAUGCACAGGUAUCCCAGUAUUUUUGUUCUGUCGUUAGCUGACUUCAAGUAGAUUAGCAUUUCACUGAAGACAUGGGAAUGCGUCUAUCUCUCCCUUUUUUUUUGUUUGAUUUAUGAAUAAAAUUCUGGUUCAAAGCCCUGGCCUGACAGUCAAAUCUCUCUCAAGGAGCAUCUCCCUAAAGCGCACACCUAUAGGCGAAUCUUUGCUGACAUCAUUGUUUACAUUUUUCCUUAUUACCAUACGACUUAACUCAUUGAAGCCGUGGGCAUUCUGGCCCUUUUUUUAAACAAACUUUCUCUCGCGGUUGUUCAAAUGUAGAAACUUUUCAAAUAAAAGUUAAAUACAUACCGAUUUCAGCUAGCGUGAUUUGCAUGGUGUAAAGCCCUUGACAAUGAUUUUUGGCGCUUCAAAAUUAAUGUUUACUUAUUGCUAUUUAUUAUAACCCGAAUUUCACGGUAGUUUGUCUUUAGUUAAAAUGGAAAAGAGAGAGGGGAUAUUGGACUUAAAAAGGGAGAGGUGAUCUUCCUUGAUAAAGGAUAAUGGUUCUGGAGAUGCGUGGGGUUGAAAGGAUUCACGGUGUUAAAAAAAAUUAUUGUAGAUAUAAACGAAUGUCAAGAAAAGAGAUGUGGAACGAAAGCAACUUGUAACAAUACAGAAGGAUCUUUCAGAUGCACCUGCAAUUUUGGUUACUAUGGAGACGGAUACAAAUGCACAGGUAUCCCAGUGUCUUAUUCCGUUUUCUCCACAGGGGCCUUAUAAAGUCUCACAUUCCUCAGAUCAAGCGAUUGAGAAAGAGGCGUAAAGCCUUGAUUACUACAAUUUUUUCCCACAAACUUUGAUAAGCCUCCUUACCAGGUUUUCCCUAUAACACAAUUAAAUAAUGCUGAAUUGUUAAGGCCGGCUUUAAGAAAAAAUUACAUUACCUUGUCACAAUCAUUCUUCACUCAUCAAGAAAAUAUACGUUCGUGGAGUCUAUGUGAGCUUGAAAUGCGGGUAAAAAUACCAAAUAAUUAAAAGUGAGUUAAAGAAGCAACAAGUGAGACACAAAAAGAAUUUUAUUUAAUUCUUCCGCGAAACAAAUUAGCCUCUUAAAUACCAUCGUAUUGUUUGAAGGAGCCUAAUAGUCACUCAGGUAUAUUGCAUUCAGAGGGAAACUGACGUUUACUUUGAAUUUUCCGACAUUGAUCGUAGGUAUUAAAAGGUUAAACAAGAUUGUAUAUACAAAAUUAUCAUGCCUAAAUAAUUUUUUAUCGUUCGUACAAAAAUUUAAAAAUUUGAUAAUUUUCCAGUGAAGUUAACACCGGUUCGAGGUCUCUUAUAGCAUCAUGGAUACACAAAUUUAUGCGAAAACUUCAUUAUUACCCUCACGGCAAUCUCACGGUGUGCUACAGCCAUUUUUUAAAAUAACGUGCCGUAUAUAUUGUUCACCUAGAAUGUUACACUAUAUUUGACUUCGAAGACCACGAUUUGUCAAACUGGACUUUGAAUGGUACAGCAUUCAAUAAUCAGCCAACAUACGGGAAUAACACGUUAUCAAGGAAGGACAGGUCUUGGAGCAAGCACAAAGGGGAUUGGUGGAUUGGUACCUACGAGAAUCGGUCCAGUCCCUCUGAACCGUUUGGGGGAAAGCAAACUGACGCUCCUCAAGGCUCAUUGACGUCACCCAGUUUUCAGAUUACUGGAAAGUUGCUUACCUUCCUGAUUGGAUCAGGCUGCGACAAGAGUUUUCCAGACCUUCGUGCCGAGCUUAUUAUUGGUGGGGAAGUGGUUCGCAAAAAGACGGCAAAGGCGUGUGAUGAAGCUAUGAAAGAGCAAAGCUGGAAUGUAACAGAUUACGCUGGUAAAAAUGCCCAGUUGCGUUUGGUUGACAAUUCCUCAGGGGACUGGGGUCACAUCAAUUUUGAUCACUUACAAGCUUGCCAUAAACUUAUUUCAGACCCGGAUUCUUGA
This is a messenger RNA of Porites lobata, 3714 nucleotides long. Lineage: Eukaryota; Metazoa; Cnidaria; Anthozoa; Scleractinia; Poritidae. The record is from the annotation of a GenBank genome assembly.